UGACCUGCUGAGUUUGAGUCCUGGACAGUCGUGGAAAAGUCUGCUGCUAUUUCAUUGUCUUCAUGGCUGCUGUUCAAACAGAGGUUUCCCUGUGCACAGCUUGGCAAAGGCCUUUGUAUAUCUAUGGGGGACUGGUAUGUAACCCACUGAUGGCUGACUACUGGUCGGACAGGUCCCCUCUCCACGAGGCCGCCUACCAGGGCAGACUGCUCAACCUCAGAAGCCUCAUCGCUCAGGGCUUCCACUUGGACACACUCACCAUGGACAGAGUCUCUCCCCUGCAUGAAGCUUGUCUCGGUGGACAUUAUGCAUGUGCCAAGUUCCUGUUGGACAACGGUGCAAAUGUGAACACAGUGUCAAUAGAUGGGGCCACACCUCUCUUCAACUCCUGCAGCAGCGGGAGUUCUGCCUGUGUCAAGCUCAUUUUGCAGCACAGUGCCCUCAACAGCCCCCCCUGUCAGCUGGCAUCGCCAAUACACGAGGCCGCAAAGAGAGGCCACAGAGAGUGUCUGGAGCUGCUGCUGAGCUACGGAUCACACGUUGACAUGGAGCUGCCAGUAGUGGGGACUCCGCUGUAUGCUGCCUGCACGGCUGGGACCGCUGUCUCCGUGGAGCUGCUGCUUCGCACAGGAGCAGACGUUCAAAUAGGGUUUGGACAGGACAGUCCUUUACACGCUGCAGUUCGAUUUGGAGGAGCCGACGUCGUGGACCUUCUGCUGGACUUCGGAGCUGACGUGUGUUGUAGGAACACAGAGGGAAAAACUCCACUGGACCUGUCAGCACCAAACAGCCCACUGAGAACCAAACUACAGACAAGAGGUCCGUACGCUCUGUCUGAGUUGAGUCGGUUCUGUAUUCGCAGACGUCUAGGAAGCAAUCGUCUGCACAGAGUGUCCAGCCUGUUCAUUCCUGGCAGUAUCCAGGACUUCCUCCUCUACCAAUGAAGCAUCUCCAGCUUGAUGGUGUGGCUCACAUUGAUCCAGGCCCCUACACUGACCUAUAAGGCAAAACAGAUGAGGGGGCAAGGCAGUCACAUUUAUAGAAUUAUAGCUUUCCCAGGCGACACGUGGAUGCAGUGGUUAGCAGGUUCUUUCUGAGAUCUGUGGGCGUUUCUCCGGGUACGCCAGCUUCCACCCAAAUGGCCGAAGACAAGCAGCUUAGGUUGUUUGGCAAUUCUAUUUGUCUGUCGGUGUGAAUGGCUGUUUGUAUCUGUAUAUCAGACCCGUGAUCUGCAGGUGGCCUGUGAAGGGCAUAACCUGCCUCUUGACCCUUAUCAAAGGAUGGAUGCUUUUAAUAAUUACUGAUCACGAAAAUUUCAGAGAUCAGUUGUAUUCAUAUUCUAGCCACUGUGAUGUUUACUUAUACUUUUAAGGAAAGAAUAACUGGAUGUUGAAUAAAUAUAAAACAAGUGAAGUAGAAUUUUUUAUGAUUUUACAUAUCAACACCUGUUUACAGUUGUAGGGGAGAAAGCUGCGUAUGCAAAACAGAUGCAUAAAAUAUUUUGGUGGCUCCAGGGAGUUUGGGUCAACAGUGUAAAGUCUUUCAAACUGUCUGGAAAAUGUGGUAUGGUGAUGUGGAGAGAAUAGAGCUCAACAAGGGCUGAUAUCCCCCGCAAGGUCUCUGCAAAAGUCAAGUGGGUGGGAGCCACAUAUGCCGGCCCUCAGCUAGCAUGACACGUGAACGAACAUUCAAAUUGUUGAUAAUCAAAGUUGAAUUGUUGUAUGAAAUGUAUAUAUAUUUUUUUGUAUUGAUAUAAUACACAAUGGUCCACUGGGACAGUGUUGCAGGAGUGCAAUACUAGAUCUACACUUUGAUAUUGUAAUACAGUUUUUUACAGAAUUUGCAAACCUCUGUUUUCACUGAGAGUAAAUUUGUGUUUUGUAAAAAGCAUUGCAUGAAAUAAUAGCAAGCCAUCAGUGUCUUUGUUAAAAUUAAUAAAUUGUGAUAUGCUGUAGAAGAGUUGUACAAUCUGUUUUAAUUUUCUGGGUGAGCAUACUAUAAUAUAAGAAGAAUAUCCUCUCAUGUAUGCUUGUGUAGAGUUUUCAAAUGCAUUUGAGCACAACAUCAGUAAGAGACAAGGAUCUGAGGAACUGAGGAGUGGACUUUAUUUCAUGGCUGGUGUUGCUAAGAGAGAAUUAUCUUCCAAUUCUCAAAUGCCAACCUCAAAGGUCUCCCCUGCAGAGACCUGCAAAUCUUUUUUGAGCUGAUCUCACUUGACAUUUCUUAACCUAAACAGCAAGAGUUCUAAA
This is a messenger RNA of Platichthys flesus (European flounder), 2249 nucleotides long. RefSeq names its product ankyrin repeat and SOCS box containing 11 (gene asb11). Gene Ontology annotation, biological process: positive regulation of protein catabolic process; protein ubiquitination. Bases 63 to 944 code for a protein of 293 amino acids. The transcript has 7 exons. Lineage: Eukaryota; Metazoa; Chordata; Actinopteri; Pleuronectiformes; Pleuronectidae. The record is from RefSeq and is a predicted model, not a curated record. Gene Ontology annotation, molecular function: protein binding.